AUGCUAUCGCCCUUUUUGAGAGUUUAUCUGAUUUUUUGGGUCUUGCUGAAAGUAAGGCUAGUGGCAGCCUCAGUCAAUCCAAUAGAAAUCCACGAGCAGCAUUUCUACGACUCUGUCACAGGCGAGCCUUUUUUCAUAAAAGGUGUCGACUAUCAGCCAGGUGGCUCCUCUGACGUAACAAGUAACCGAGAUCCACUCUCAAAUGCCAAGAUUUGCGCCCGUGACAUCUUCCUCUUCCAAAAAUUGGGCAUCAACACCAUCCGAGUGUACUCGAUUAGCCCAGAUUUGAACCAUGAUGAAUGCAUGACCAUGAUGGCUGCCGCAGGAAUAUAUCUAAUUCUUGACGUCAACUCACCUUUGGAAAAUCAGCACCUCAAUAGAUACGAGCCUUGGACAACUUACAAUGAGGACUAUCUGGAGCACGUCUUUAAGGUUGUGGAGCAAUUUAGCCACUACAACAACACUUUGGGAUUUUUUGCGGGCAACGAGAUCAUCAACGAUGGUCAGUCUGCAAGACGCUGCCCCCCGUAUAUAAGGGCGGUUGUCAACGAUAUGAAGCAGUACAUUCAGGCUCAUUCCCCACGCACCAUCCCAGUGGGCUAUUCGGCAGCUGAUGAUUUAAGGUAUCGGAUACCCUUGUCACAGUACCUGGAGUGUCACGACGAAAAACAUCCGGAUUCAAGUAUCGAUUUUUAUGGUGUCAACUCAUAUCAAUGGUGUGGUCCACAAACCUUCCAGUCAUCUGGGUACGACCAGCUUGUUGACGCAUACAAGCAAUAUUCUAAGCCCGUUUUCUUUUCGGAAUUCGGAUGCAACACCUUUAGGCCACGCUCGUUCGAAGAGGUCGAAGCAUUAUACUCAGAAGAGAUGAUCAACACUUUCAGCGGAGGCCUUGUUUAUGAAUUCACCGAUGAGCCCAAUGAGUAUGGGUUGGUAAAGAUUGAUGAUGACAACAGCGCCAAGAUUCUUCAAGACUUCGCGAACUUGCAAGACCGCUUCGCUAAGAUUGAAAGUAAAGAAUUUCAAAUGAUUCGCAAAAAUGCAGUGAGCUUGAUGGCCACUGCUCCUUUACCAGCUUGCAAAAAUAGUUAUGAAAACCUUCAAGUUGACGCUUCCGUAGCAGACGGUAUAGCCACGAAACUCCUCAGACGGGGAGUAGAGCAGGAAAAAGGCAGAUACUUGAAUCUCGAGAAUUCUGCUUUUUCUUCGGAAUAUGAAAUUCAUGACGUAAAUGGAAGGUCCCUCGAUAGCCCUCGCAAAAUAUCAAUAAUUCAUCACAUCGAGGGCACGGAACCUGAGGCCCGACACCUGGACCAAUCUCAUGCAACAGGACCAACCUCCACUGUGGCCACAAAAUUGAACGAGGACAAACAUGAUAGUGUGAAAAUGAAUGAAGGUGUGUCAGCCAUGCCUUCCACAGCUUCCGUUUUAUCUUGGUUCUUGGGUUCAGUUUAUUUGCUUGCGAGCUUGAUACUACUAUAA
This is a messenger RNA of Lachancea sp. 'fantastica', 1482 nucleotides long. NCBI's taxonomy places the organism in Eukaryota, Fungi, Ascomycota, Saccharomycetes, Saccharomycetales, Saccharomycetaceae. The record is from the annotation of a GenBank genome assembly.